Phialemonium atrogriseum is the source of this 897-nucleotide messenger RNA. RefSeq lists its product as uncharacterized. Lineage: Eukaryota; Fungi; Ascomycota; Sordariomycetes; Cephalothecales; Cephalothecaceae. The coding region runs from base 137 to 589 and encodes 150 amino acids. The transcript has a single exon. The record is from RefSeq and is a predicted model, not a curated record.
ACGUGUAGAACUACAUCCGUACGCUGCAACAACUGCCUGCCUCUUAGCUGCACGUCCUGCACCUGCAUGGUAUUCCCCCCACUCGUUCCCAGAUCCUGCAUCAGACCAAUCUCCCCCCCCAAAAGGAACCUAGACAAUGCCCAACCGCCGCGCCGAGCUCCUCGAGGCCGCAACAGCCUUCUGCGAGGCCUUUGCGUCGCAGCAGCCAGCCGCAGCCCUGCUCGAGCACUUCGCGCCCUCGGACGACGACGUGGUCGUUCUCGAGCACGGGCUCCCGGCGCUGGCGCCCUUCCUGGGCCGCGAGUACCGGGGCCGCGACGGCGCGGCGCGGUACCUGGCUGACGUGUCCGCCUGCGUCGCCUUCCGCGACAUGCGGUUCGGCGAGUACGCCGUCGACGCCGAGGCCGGCAGGGUCGCGGUCCGGGGCUCCGCGACGUUCACGUGGAAGAGCACGGGGCAGGGCUGGGAGGAGGUGUUUGCCUACUUGUUGGCCUUUGAUGGGGACCGCAAGGUUGUUAGGUAUGAGAUCUGGGCUGACUCGGGCGCUGCCUAUCUUGCCAGCCAGGGAAAGCUGGCUGAGGCUACGUAAUGUCUGCGCUGAUUUUACUCGUUGGGUGUGGUAAGAGGGGUGCGAGCGAGACAGAGUGUGUGUGUGAGAGAGAGAGAGGAGAAGAGGCAGAAAAAGCAUGGAUGGCUGCUGCCUACUGAUGAGGCUCUCGAUAUAGGUAGUUAGCUUCGCGGGGCAGUGAGCGUGCCGGUCAAAGGAAUUAUGAAUUCCACGAAAAGUACGUGUGUCGCUGUUUGGGAUGCCAUUUUCGGCAACCCAAAGCACCACCGACAGGUACAUUUUUGGAGGGGCGUAUGUAUGUACUUAUUGGAAACCUUAUCGCGAGCCCA